AAAUCUUGCACUUUAUAUACCUGUUGCCCCAGAAGGGAUGUAGCAUAACAUUUUUAACAUAUCGAGAGAUAGAAAUUAUAUAUCAAAGGCUGUGCCAACUUGUUUUUUAGUAGUUUGUUUUCGCCAGCAUAUAUAAUGGCAUCGCCAUUGAAAUCUAUCUUAGCAACGUUGCUGCUUUUAGCCAUUGCAUUGCCUGAUUGCCAGGCAAAAUCUAAACCUUCCCUCUUAGGGAAACAAGCCAUUCACCAUGCAAUUGGACGACAAGCCAACCACAUUGAACUUCCCAAACGCCAUAAACCAAAGUUCCGGCCAGGCCCGUGGAAGAAAGCUCAUGCAACUUUCUAUGAAGGCGGCUCAGGAACAUUUGGGGGAGCAUGCAAUUACAAAGAUGUUGCAGGCGAAGGCUAUGGCAUGAAUACAGUUGCACUGAGCAGUGUUUUGUUCAGAAAUGGACAGGCUUGUGGUGCUUGUUUCGAAAUCAAGUGCGCUGAUAGCCCUCAAUGGUGCAAGCUAGGGCAGCCAUCUCUCUUUGUCACUGCAACUGAUCAUUGCCCACCAAAUCCAUCUCUCCCAAAUGACAAUGGAGGCUGGUGCAAUGUGCCACGUGAGCAUUUCGAUAUAGCCAAGCCUGUAUUUAGUCAGCUAGCUGGGUACAAGGCCGGCAUUAUUCCAAUCCAAUAUCGCAGGCUUCCAUGCAAAAAGCAAGGAGGUAUUAGAUUCACUAUAUUGGGGAAUCCUUGGUUCUAUCAGGUCAUUGUGUGGAAUGUAGGGGGAGCUGGAGAUGUUGUUAGUGUUCAAGUGAAGGGUGAUGACAAGCUCAAGUGGACGCAAAUGGAACGAGAUUGGGGGGCAACUUGGAAAACCAGUGCUAUUUUGCAUGGAGAGUCGCUGUCCUUCCGUGUUAGAGCAAGCGAUGAGAGAUACUCGACUUCAUGGCAUGUUACCCCUAAAAACUGGCAAUUUGGCCAGACAUACGAGGGCAAGAACUUCAAAUAGAGUGCAAAAAAUACUUCGAAAGGGAAGUUAUUUGUGUCCCGGUUGCUAAAUACGUAACGUUUGCAGGCCAUGGACAUACACAUCUGGCUUUAUAAUAACAGAAUCAAUAGAAUUCAGCAUAUAGGCUAGAUUUAUUUAUAUUUACGGCCAGUGUAGUGAUACUGACUGCAGAGAGAAUAGCGAUCCAACUGGCAUCAAUUGUGUUUACAAGACAAUAUGAAAGUUUUUUUUUUUUUA
Molecule: messenger RNA, 1233 nt
Organism: Populus trichocarpa (black cottonwood)
Lineage: Eukaryota; Viridiplantae; Streptophyta; Magnoliopsida; Malpighiales; Salicaceae
Product: expansin-A4
Exons: 3
Coding region: 136-996 (286 amino acids)
Biological process (GO): plant-type cell wall organization
Cellular component (GO): extracellular region
Source: RefSeq, a predicted model, not a curated record